CUGCAACAUGCUGCUAUCAGCAGCAAUUGGUUAGAGACUGAACAAGAGAGUGGGAGAUUUUUGUAAUACGGUAGUCACAGGAACGUGCUCCAGAGCUCAGCUGUUGUGCUAUUCGUUUAACCUCUUCAGGCAAGAAGGUAGUAGAAGCUUCAUGAUGGACUCCAUUUCUAGACCAGUUACUGAGUUUUGCCUUGAUCUCUACAAUAAGCUCAACAGAAAUGCAGAGGACACAAAUAUAGUCUUCUCUCCAAUGAGUAUCUCUGUUGCCCUGGCCCUGAUCCAUCUAGGUGCAAGAAACAACACUGCUGCUCAGAUAGAAAAAGUGCUCCACGUCAGGAAAUCUGCAGGAGGAAUGAGCCUUGGACAUGAUCAAGAUAAUGCAGCCCCAGAAAUGGAGCCAGAAGAAAGCCGGGAGAGGCAGCCUUCCUUCUCACAGUGUAACAAGGAUGGAGAUCUUAACCAUAAAGAGUUCCAGACAUUGCUUUUACAACUACAAAACCUUGGAGAAAGAUAUGUUUUAACCCUGGCCAACAAUCUUUUUCUACAACAAGGAUUUGAAAUCCAGCAGCAAUUUCUAAGGUGUACCAAGGAACUGUAUGGAGCAGUGCUGCAAACAGUGGACUUUCAUGGUGCUGUUGAAGCUGCCAGAAGAAAAAUUAAUGAUUGGGUUGAGAGUGAGACACAAGGUAAAAUCAAGGAACUCUUUGCUCCUGGUGUGAUUGAUGGACAUGCAUUGCUGGUGCUGGUGAAUGUAAUCUACUUCAAAGCACCCUGGGAACACAAGUUUGAGGAACAAAAAACAGUACAGAGAGAUUUUAAACUGAAUCAGAACAGAAAAAAACCCGUGCAGAUGAUGUACCAGAAAGGCACAUUUAAACUAGGCUACAUUGAGGAAGUGGGUGCUCAGAUCCUUGAACUCCCCUAUGCUCAGAAAUCACUGAGCAUGAUCAUCCUGCUGCCAGGUGACGUGGCUGAUGGAUCUAUCAAUGGGCUGGAGAAGAUUGAAAGCACAAUGACCUAUGAAAACUUAAUGCUGUGGACCUCUGUAGAGAACAUGUUUGAGACAACAGUGGAGGUCUACCUCCCCCGAUUCAAGCUCGAAGACACCUUUAACCUCAAUGAGGUGUUGCAAGAGAUGGGGAUGACUGAUAUUUUCACUGAAUCAAAAGUUGACCUCUCUGCAAUGUCGUUUGCAAAAUCUCUGGUGCUGUCAAAUGUUGUCCAUAAGACAUAUGUGGAAGUCAAUGAGGAAGGCACCGUAGCAGCGGCUGGUACAGGAGCUAGCAUUGUGAGGAGGUCUAUGCCUAUCACAGAGAUGUUUAUGGCUAAUCACCCUUUCCUAUUCUUUAUUCGACACAAUCCUACCAAUACUAUUAUUUUCUUUGGCAAACUCUGUUCGCCUUAAAAUCAAGGUUAUUUUACAACAUUGUGAGGAACACCUGGAUGAAAAUCAGAAAUUGUAUUUUUUUUUCCCCAGUGCAUUCUUAAUCCUAUGACAGCUGGUUUGUACUUCAAAGUAAUCACUGUAACCAGUUUUGUUUAAAACCUAUUAACUAGAUGCUCUGUCACUAGGCUCCUUGAAUUGUAAAUAUUGAUCUGAAUCCAGAAUGGGAGUAAAUUUUACCUUAACCUCACUGAGUAUGAAUA
Molecule: messenger RNA, 1647 nt
Organism: Myiozetetes cayanensis
Lineage: Eukaryota; Metazoa; Chordata; Aves; Passeriformes; Tyrannidae
Product: serpin B12-like
Exons: 8
Coding region: 152-1405 (417 amino acids)
Biological process (GO): negative regulation of endopeptidase activity
Molecular function (GO): serine-type endopeptidase inhibitor activity
Source: RefSeq, a predicted model, not a curated record